AUGCUAGAUAAACUUGGGUAUGUGUUUGCCAGAACACUAUUCACAAUUUUUAUAACAUUAUCUAAUAUAUAUAUACACAUGACAACUAAUGCAUUCAUAUUGAUCUCCUUCUUUAAAGAUGUUGGAGAUGCGGGAUCAGCUCCUACCAACGGAUCUACACCAUCAUCUCCUGCCUUGAUGUUCUCCCUCGCUCUCUCUCCCCCCUUCUCUCUCUCUCUACCUUCGCUCCCCUCCCCUAUCAUAUGC
Messenger RNA from Aegilops tauschii subsp. strangulata, 246 nucleotides. The record is from RefSeq and is a predicted model, not a curated record. NCBI's taxonomy places the organism in Eukaryota, Viridiplantae, Streptophyta, Magnoliopsida, Poales, Poaceae.